Messenger RNA from Penicillium taxi, 1443 nucleotides. Its product is annotated as putative pyruvate dehydrogenase complex, dihydrolipoamide acetyltransferase component. The record is from RefSeq and is a predicted model, not a curated record. Gene Ontology annotation, biological process: pyruvate decarboxylation to acetyl-CoA. The transcript has 4 exons. Gene Ontology annotation, molecular function: dihydrolipoyllysine-residue acetyltransferase activity. Gene Ontology annotation, cellular component: pyruvate dehydrogenase complex. Lineage: Eukaryota; Fungi; Ascomycota; Eurotiomycetes; Eurotiales; Aspergillaceae. The coding region runs from base 1 to 1443 and encodes 480 amino acids.
AUGGUUGCUGCCGCUGUCCGGAUGCGCACCCCGAGUGCCAUGCUCAUGGCGCGAGGCGCCGCCCCUAUGCGCCGCCCUCAGGUCUCCUAUAAGUUCCAAGAGGUGAUUAAGUCUCAAUUGCCCGCGAUCUCUGCGAUCUCCCGCUUCUAUGCCUCCAAGUCUUUCCCCCCUCAUACCCUCAUUACUAUGCCUGCACUGUCCCCGACUAUGUUGGCAGGAGGUAUUGGUGCUUGGAACAAGAAGGCUGGUGACAGUCUCCAGCCCGGUGAUGUCCUUGUUGAGAUCGAGACCGAUAAGGCACAAAUGGACUUUGAGUUCCAAGAGGAGGGUAUCCUCGCUAAGGUUCUGAUCGAGACUGGCGAGAAGGAUGUCCCCGUUGGCGCUCCCAUUGCCGUCCUCGUUGAUACCGAUGCCGAUGUUUCUGCUUUCGAGUCCUUCAGCCUCUCCGAUGCCGGUGGCGAGCAGGAUGUUCAGCACCAGAAGGAAGAGGAGCCCAAGAAGGCCGCUACUCCAGCCCCGGCCGCUGAGACCUCUGAGGCCUAUGAGCCCGAAGACACCAGCGACCACCUCCAGCCCAGCUUGGACCGCGAGGCUGCCAUCAGCCCCGCCGCCAAGGCCCUUGCUCUGGAGAAGGGUGUCCCCAUCAAGGCCCUGAAGGGUACUGGUCGCGGUGGCCAGAUCACCAAGGAGGAUGUCGAGAAGUACCAGCCGACCGCUUCUGCUGCUGCCCCUACCUACGAGGACAUUCCCGCCAGCUCUAUGCGCAAGGUCAUUGCCAGCCGCCUCAAGCAGUCCCUGGCCGACAACCCCCACUACUUCGUGUCCACCACCCUGUCUGUGACCAAGCUCCAGAAGCUGCGCCAGGCCCUGAACGCCUCCUCCGGCGGCAAGUACAAGUUGUCUGUCAACGACUUCCUCGUCAAGGCCUGCGCUGCUGCUCUUCUCAAGGUUCCCCAGGUCAACUCCAGCUGGCUCGAGGUUGACGGCCAGACCGUCAUUCGCCAGCACAGCACCGCCGACAUCAGCGUUGCCGUCGCCACCCCCACUGGCCUGAUCACCCCUGUUGUCAAGAACGUCCAGGGUCUUGGUCUUUCCAGCAUCUCCAACCAGAUCCGCGAGCUCGGCAAGCGCGCUAAGGAGAACAAGCUUAAGCCUGAGGAGUACCAGGGCGGUACCUUCACCAUCAGCAACUUGGGCAUGAACCCCGCCGUUGAGCGCUUCACUGCCGUCAUCAAUCCUCCUCAGGCCGGUAUCCUGGCCGUCGGCACCAUCCGCAAGGUCGCUGUCCCCGUCGAGACCGAGGAGGGCACCAUCACUGAGUGGGACGACCAGAUCAUUGUCACCGGCAGCUUCGACCACAAGGUUGUGGACGGUGCCGUUGGUGGUGAGUGGAUCCGUGAGCUGAAGCAGGUUGUUGAGAACCCGCUCGAGCUUUUGCUGUAG